AUGGACUGGGAGAAGUCGCUGAACCGAUCCAGGGUGAACUCUUCCACUCCAGCUAUUUCUUCAUCUCCAUCUUCGUUUUCUGGCCUGGACCUCCUGUUCGACCUGAAGCUCGUCUUCAUCCCUCUCUACUCUGCUGUGGUCCUGAUCGCCUGCUCCGGCAACCUCCUCCUGCUCUUCCUCAUCUGGCACAACAAGAAAAGACACAACACCACAAACUUCCUCAUCAGCAACCUGGCGCUUGUCGACCUGAUCAUGUGCAUCUUCUGUGUCCCUUUGACGGCAUCCUAUGCUUUUGACAAGCGUGGAUGGGUAUUUGGACCGCACAUGUGUCAUUUUGUCACUGUCAUGCAGUCUGCAGCUGUCUACGCUGCAGUCCUGUCCCUUAUGGCCAUUGCAGUCGAUCGUUACGUUGUUGUGGCUUAUCCCAUCCGCAAAAGAGCAGGUUGCCAGUUUUGCUGGGGUCUGGUGGUCCUAAUCUGGCUGUCCUCUCUAGCUUUAUCUACACCUACAGCCCUACACACCGUCUACCUGGACCUGCAGGCUACAGGCCUGCAGAUGGCCGUGUGUGAGGAGUUCUGGGACGGUCAGGAGCGAGGUCGCCUCAUCUACUCCUGUUUCAUUCUCUUCUUCUCCUACUUUGUCCCACUGGCUGCUGUAUCCAUUUCCUACUGUGCUAUAUCCUAUCAGCUGAAGCAGAGGACCACAUCUGGCCUGAUGGCAUGUUCAGAGCUGAGAUCUGCAAGGGCUGCCUGGAGCAGACGGAGGAGGAAGACCUUCUACCUGCUGCUGGUGUCCGUCCUCUGUUUCGCCUUUUCAUGGCUCCCCUUACAGGUGGUGAAUCUGAUCCGUGACCUGGACACAGACUUCUCUAUCUUGGGGAAGAAUUACGUAAAUGUGAUCCAGGUGUCGAGUCACCUGUUUGCCAUGAGCUCCGCUUGCUACAACCCUUUUAUUUACGCCUCAUUACAUGACAAGUUCCUGUCCUACCUGUGUCACCACUUCCUGUCCUGGAGGAGAGGAAGAGGAAAGGACCGGGGUCAAGGGUCAAGCAUCCUGACAAUGUCACACAGAAUGCCACGUCUUCACACCUCCACCAUUGUGGCAGAUUUACCAGGUGCUGUUGCAAGUAACAUUGUUCCUCAAGACAACUACGCUUAA
Toxotes jaculatrix (banded archerfish) is the source of this 1158-nucleotide messenger RNA. RefSeq names its product prolactin releasing hormone 2 receptor (gene prlh2r). Bases 1 to 1158 code for a protein of 385 amino acids. Gene Ontology annotation, biological process: G protein-coupled receptor signaling pathway. NCBI's taxonomy places the organism in Eukaryota, Metazoa, Chordata, Actinopteri, Toxotidae. Gene Ontology annotation, molecular function: neuropeptide Y receptor activity; neuropeptide binding. The transcript has 3 exons. Gene Ontology annotation, cellular component: neuron projection; plasma membrane. The record is from RefSeq and is a predicted model, not a curated record.